Messenger RNA from Strongyloides ratti, 1224 nucleotides. Its product is annotated as Tryptophan--tRNA ligase, cytoplasmic. Gene Ontology annotation, cellular component: cytoplasm. NCBI's taxonomy places the organism in Eukaryota, Metazoa, Nematoda, Chromadorea, Rhabditida, Strongyloididae. The record is from RefSeq and is a predicted model, not a curated record. The coding region runs from base 1 to 1224 and encodes 407 amino acids. The transcript is spliced from 2 exons. Gene Ontology annotation, biological process: tryptophanyl-tRNA aminoacylation. Gene Ontology annotation, molecular function: ATP binding; tryptophan-tRNA ligase activity.
AUGGCCGAAGAAAAUAUUUUAAAUAAAAUUGUUAAUGAAAAUGGAGAAGAAAAUAAGGAAGAUGAUAUUGUUACCCCAUGGGAAAUUGCAUCAUCCAGUGAAAAAGGAGUUGAUUACGAUAAAUUAAUAGCUAAAUUUGGUUGCCGUAAACUAGAAAAAGAUCAUGUAACAAGAAUUGAAAAUUUAACAGGAAAAAAAGCUCAUCCAAUGUUGAGGCGUGGGAUGUUUUUUGCUCAUCGCGAUUUAGACAUAAUAUUAAACCACUUUGAAAAAGGAAAACAAUUCUUUUUAUAUACAGGUCGUGGACCUAGCAGUGGAUCUCUUCAUCUUGGUCACUUAAUUCCUUUCAUGUUUACUAAAUAUCUUCAAGAUUCUUUUAAUGUACCAUUAAUUAUUCAAAUGACUGAUGAUGAAAAAUUUUUAUGGAAAAAUAAUACAACUGAAGAAUGUAAAAAAAUGGCUCAUGAAAAUAUGAAAGAUAUUAUUGCUGUUGGUUUUGAUCCAAAAAAAACAUUUAUAUUUACAAAUUUUGAGUAUAUGUGCCCCCCAUUCUAUGAAAAUGUUGUUAAAGUAUGGAAAGUUGUGACAAACAAUCAAGCAAGAUCAAUAUUUGGUUUCACAGGAGAAGAUUCAAUGGGAAAGUCAGCUUUUCCAGCAGUUGAAGCUGCACCUUGUUUUAGUACAAGUUUUCCACAAAUUUUUAAUAACAAAAAAGAUAUUCCUUGUUUGAUUCCAUGUGCUAUUGAUCAAGAUCCUUAUUUCCGUAUGACAAGAGAUGCUGCUCCAAGAUUAAAAUAUCCAAAACCUUCUCUAAUUUAUUCUUCAUUUUUACCAGCUUUACAAGGAGCUCAAACAAAGAUGAGUGCUUCAGAUGCUAAUUCAUGUAUCUAUAUAACUGAUACAGCAAAGCAAAUAAAAAAUAAAAUUAAUAAAUUUGCUUUUAGUGGUGGUCAGCCUACAAUUGAAGAACAUAGAAAAUUAGGAGGAAAUUGUGAUGUUGACACAUCAUUCCAAUUUUUAAAAUUUUUCUUGGAAGAUGAUGAAAAAUUAGAAGAAAUUAGAGAAAAAUAUACAUCUGGAGAAAUUCUUACAGGAGAAUUAAAAGCAAUGGCUAUUGACGUUGUUACAAAAGUUGUUCUUGAAAUUCAAGAGAGAAGGAAACAUAUUACUGAUGAAACUCUUAAUGAAUUUACAACACCAAGAAAACUUGAUUUUGAUUUCUGA